GACCGCCCGGCCAGCCGGCCAGCCAGCCUGCGGAGACUCCCGGGUCCCCGCGCCGGACUGGGACUGGGAGCAGGCAGCCCGGGCGGAGCGGGCCGGUGCCGAGGACGGCCCCGGGCAUUGCUCUGCCCCGGGCAUUGCGCGGCGCGCGUGAGAGGGAUGCGGCAGGAGGCGGCGCGGCAGGAGGAGUAGGCGGCGGUGCCCUCGGGAGGGAGCUGCGCGCGGGCCAGACGGCUCCCGGAGGCUCCGCAGUGCCGCCGCCGUCGCCCGGGAGGCUCCGCGCGGGAGCCAUGUAACCCUGCGGCGGGCUCCGGGCUGCUCCGUCCUUCCCCAGCUCCCGGGCUAGCGCGGCAGCGGGGCCACGAUGAAGAAGCAGUUCAAUCGCAUGCGCCAGCUGGCCAACCAGACGGUGGGCAGGGCUGAAAAGACGGAAGUUUUGAGUGAAGACCUUCUUCAGGUGGAGAAGCGUCUGGAGCUGGUGAAACAGGUGUCCCACAGCACGCACAAGAAGCUCACCGCAUGUCUGCAGGGCCAGCAAGGGGCAGAGGCUGACAAGCGCUCCAAAAAGUUGCCUUUGACAACACUGGCUCAGUGUCUGAUGGAGGGGUCAGCUAUCCUGGGAGAUGACACACUUCUUGGGAAGAUGCUGAAACUCUGUGGAGAGACGGAGGACAAGCUGGCUCAGGAGCUGAUACAUUUUGAGUUGCAAGUAGAGAGAGACGUGAUUGAGCCCCUGUUUUUGCUGGCGGAGGUGGAAAUCCCAAAUAUUCAAAAGCAGAGGAAACACUUAGCCAAGUUGGUGCUGGACAUGGAUUCCUCACGAACCAGGUGGCAGCAGACUUCCAAGUCUUCAGGUUUGUCCAGCAGCUUACAGCCUGCGGGUGCCAAGGCUGAUGCCCUCAGGGAAGAAAUGGAAGAGGCUGCCAACAGAGUGGAGAUUUGCAGGGACCAGCUCUCAGCUGAUAUGUACAGUUUUGUGGCCAAAGAAAUUGACUAUGCAAACUACUUUCAAACGCUAAUAGAAGUGCAAGCUGAAUACCACAGGAAGUCCCUGACACUAUUGCAGGCUGUAUUGCCUCAGAUCAAAGCACAACAGGAGGCCUGGGUAGAGAAGCCUUCCUUCGGGAAGCCGCUGGAGGAGCACCUCACCAUCAGCGGCCGGGAGAUCGCCUUCCCCAUCGAGGCGUGUGUGACCAUGCUGCUUGAGUGUGGGAUGCAGGAGGAGGGACUCUUCCGAGUAGCCCCCUCUGCCUCCAAACUGAAGAAGCUGAAAGCGGCCCUGGACUGCUGCGUGGUGGAUGUGCAGGAGUACUCGGCAGACCCCCACGCAAUUGCAGGAGCUUUGAAAUCUUACCUCCGAGAGUUGCCAGAACCUCUUAUGACCUUUGAACUCUAUGAUGAGUGGAUCCAGGCUUCCAAUAUUCAGGAGCAAGACAAGAAGCUUCAGGCUCUAUGGAAUGCUUGUGAAAAGUUGCCCAAGGCCAAUCACAACAACAUCCGAUACUUGAUCAAAUUUUUAUCCAAGCUGUCAGAAUAUCAAGAUGUAAACAAGAUGACUCCCAGUAAUAUGGCAAUUGUUUUAGGACCCAACCUCCUAUGGCCACAAGCAGAAGGGAACAUUACAGAGAUGAUGACCACAGUGUCGCUGCAAAUUGUUGGGAUCAUUGAACCUAUCAUCCAGCAUGCAGACUGGUUCUUCCCUGGGGAGAUAGAGUUCAACAUUACUGGCAAUUAUGGGAGUCCAGUACACGUGAACCAUAAUGCCAACUACAGCUCAAUGCCCUCCCCAGACAUGGACCCUGCUGACCGGCGCCAGCCCGAGCAGGCCCGCCGGCCCCUCAGCGUCGCCACGGAUAAUAUGAUGCUGGAGUUUUACAAAAAGGAUGGCCUUAGGAAAAUCCAAAGCAUGGGUGUGAGGGUCAUGGACACAAACUGGGUGGCUCGAAGAGGCUCCUCGGCCGGUCGGAAAGUGUCCUGCGCCCCGCCCUCCAUGCAGCCUCCCGCCCCGCCCGCCGAGCUGGCUGCGCCCCUGCCUUCGCCGCUGCCGGAGCAGCCCCUGGACAGCCCCGCGGCCCCCGCGCUCUCUCCAUCCGGCCUGGGCCUCCAGCCUGGGCCCGAGCGCACCAGCACAACAAAAAGCAAGGAACUUUCUCCAGGGUCUGCACAGAAAGGAAGUCCAGGCUCCAGCCAGGGCACAGCCUGUGCAGGGACUCAACCAGGGGCUCAACCGGGAGCUCAGCCGGGCGCCAGCCCCAGCCCCAGCCAGCCGCCUGCAGACCAGAGUCCUCACACCCUCCGGAAAGUUUCAAAGAAGCUGGCACCGAUUCCACCCAAGGUCCCCUUUGGCCAGCCGGGGGCUAUGGCAGACCAGUCCGCUGGCCAGCCGUCCCCAGUCAGCCUGUCCCCCACCCCGCCCAGCACCCCGUCACCCUAUGGACUGAGCUACCCUCAGGGGUACUCCUUGGCCUCGGGCCAGCUCUCCCCAGCUGCAGCUCCUCCCCUGGCCUCUCCUUCUGUCUUUACAAGCACUUUGAGCAAAUCGCGGCCCACUCCUAAGCCGCGACAGAGACCUACUCUGCCGCCUCCUCAGCCUCCCACAGUAAACCUCUCGGCCUCUAGUCCACAGUCCACGGAGCCCCCCAUGCUAGAUGGCAUGUCCCCUGGGGAAAGCAUGUCUACAGAUCUUGUCCACUUUGAUAUUCCCUCGAUCCACAUAGAGCUCGGGUCGACGCUCCGCCUGAGUCCCCUGGAGCACAUGCGGCGACACUCAGUAACUGACAAGAGGGACUCGGAGGAGGAGUCUGAGAGCACCGCCCUCUGACAUGGCACCGCCCAUCCUGCCUCGCGUGUACAUACAUCACGGGCCCUAGGAACGCCGCCAGGAGCAGCGUCCAUGAGCUUGCCAAGUGUUCUCUGCUGGCUCUUUCCCGCCACUGCCAACACGAGGUUGGAAUUUGGCAGAAAAAUUGUGAUCUCCAGUCCGUGUGGUGAUGCUGGUGGUGCAGGUUUUGUUUGUUCCUUUCGGGUGGUGACUUCGGCCUUUUGUUUGACCUUUGCCUUUUGACUUUGUGCCUCUUUUGAUCCACUUUCAGCCUCCAUGCCAAGCAACACCCACCUCUCCAUCCAAGGCUGGUCAGGAACGUCCUUUGCAGGGUCGGGGUGGUGCGGGAGAGGCUCACUUUGCCUGGUUAGACCCAAGGGCUGCUACCUUUUCCUUGGAUGGCUCAUGUCAGGUCUUGCAGGAUCAGUUUAAUGGCCACAGAAAGGAAGCAGGACAGCAGGGCCCCUCUCACCCACAACUGGACCAGGUCCGGGAUUCUAGCAAUCCUGGGGCACUGACCUUUGCCAGCUACUCGGGGGGAGGGCUUGCCACUGGAAAACCUUUCAGGCCGCCCCCAUCAGUGGGCUCCAAAGUAAAUGGCUGAAAACAAAAAUGUUUCACUUCCUAACAACAGUUUUCCUUUUUCCACUGUGUGACUGAAAGCUCCUAUAUCAUUUUAUAUUUCUGAAUCUAUAAAACAAACAAGCCUGACAGUGUCUGGAGGGGCCAAAGGUGGCCUCCAUGUCCCCAAAUAUAUUGGCUAUAUGAGAGUAAUUUUACCCCUCUAGGUACCUAAAGGCACCCAGUUCACUAGUCUGUGGGGUCCUGGAGCCUGUCUCUUCUUUCUGGAGGUUCAAACUGAAUAGCAAUAAUUACGUUACCCAAAGCAUGUGGAGGAAAAGUGAAACCAGCCACGGAGACGCCGGCCCACGGGCUCGGGCUGCGGUGUGGCCUGCUUUGCUCACCAGCGUCAGCCGCUCAUUCCUUCUCAUGAAGUCCCAUCUGGUCAUGGGGACGAGGGCCGGGAGGCCACCGGGUAGCCUUUUCACACUUGGGGAUUAGGGGAGUGAGAAAAGAUUUGGGCCAUGCAUGCAAAGUCAAAGUUUAAAAUUUUAUCCUUUUCAAAUAGAUAUAAUAUACCUAUACAUGAUAUAAUAUUUGUAUAUAUGAAAUCUCUCUAUAUUUGUUUAAUUUGAGCCAUUCAAUCUAAACCAAUGUACAGGUGUACAAUGAAAAAUUUAAAUGCUUAGUUACUUUUCCCAACACAGUGUAAAGUCACCCUCCUCUGAGAGUGGGAUGUGCAGACUUUUGAUGUUGCAGCUUUGCUCACUUCCUGGCAAGGGCAGGUCAUGCCUCAAUUUGUAAUGGGAGUCUGGGGUAAGGGUGGGGGUUGAAAGUUGCUAUCUUUAAAUACAUGUACAAAUCGUUGUCAAAAGUAACGUUAUUAAAAUAGAUUUAUUAUCCCUGA
This is a messenger RNA of Gorilla gorilla gorilla (western lowland gorilla), 4286 nucleotides long. RefSeq names its product Rho GTPase activating protein 44 (gene ARHGAP44). Gene Ontology annotation, biological process: negative regulation of Rac protein signal transduction; regulation of dendritic spine morphogenesis; signal transduction. Gene Ontology annotation, molecular function: GTPase activator activity; protein binding. Lineage: Eukaryota; Metazoa; Chordata; Mammalia; Primates; Hominidae. The record is from RefSeq and is a predicted model, not a curated record. The transcript is spliced from 21 exons. Gene Ontology annotation, cellular component: postsynaptic density; dendritic spine; leading edge membrane. Bases 362 to 2818 code for a protein of 818 amino acids.